UGGAGACUGAAAGAAAUUUAAAUCCCCCGGGUUGUGCUCGACACGCAAAAGACGAAAUAACUGUUAAUUUUUUUGUUUCUUUCCUUCCGUGCUUCUUAAACGCCGUUUCAUGUAGUAAAUGUCCGAUCGAUAGGGCGUUGGUGCUUAAGUUGUUGAGGGUUUUUUCACUCUCUAGUGAAAGGCCAUGGCGGUGGAAGCGCGGCCGGAGCUGGUUGGGAAGCGGUUCCUGUGUGUCAGCGGAGAGGAGCUGCUGGAGCUCGGGGAGAUCGGGCGAUGGGGAUGGCGAGCCGGGGUCAUCCGUGCAGUCAGUCACCGCGACAAUGACAAUCCAGAGCUGACGGUCUACGUGGAGUUCGAUGACCUGGAGUGGGAGAAGCGCGAGUGGGUCAAAGUGUACGAAGACUUCCAGAUCUUCCUGCUGGAGCACCAACUCGUCUGGGCCAAGAGGAAGGAGAGCACCCAGGUUCAGGGAACAAAGGCCAAGCAGAUCCAGUGGCCCGCCUUGACGUUCAAGCCUUUGGUGGGGAAGACGGUGCUGGGCUCCAUUACGGCGGUGGAGUUCUUCUCCGACAGGCAGCUGGAUUUCCUGACCGAUGACGGCGCGUAUCAGCCCUAUCAGGAUGAAGUGGACAGCUUGAAUCCUGUUCUCAGGGACAAUCCGCAGCUUCAUGAAGAGGUGAAAGCCUGGGUGAAAGAUCAAAAGGUUCAGGAAAUUUUUAUGCAAGGUCCCUAUUCGUUGAAUGGCUAUCGAGUACGAGUUUACAGGCAGGACUCCGCCACUCAGUGGUUCACGGGCAUCAUUACCCAUCACGAUCUCUUCAGUCGCACUAUGAUUGUGAUGAACGACCAGGUACUAGAGCCUCAGAAUGUUGACCCUUCUAUGGUACAGAUGACCUUUCUAGACGAUGUGGUCCAUUCUUUGCUGAAAGGUGAAAACAUCGGCAUUACGUCCAGACGCAGGUCUCGCUCCAGCCAGAACAGCAACACUGCCCAUACCUCAGGAGGGAGACCGACCGGCACCACAGGAAGCACUCAGGGUCAUUACACACGCGCUCAAGCCAAUAGCCCCAGACCCGUGAUGAACUCCUCCGGCUCCGCCCCCAAGCAGGCAGGCCAGCAGGCGGGCCAGCAGCAGCAGCAGCAGCAGCAGCAGGGCCAGCAGCCACUGCAAGGCCAGCAGCCACCGCAGGGCCAACAGCAAGGCCAGCAGCAGCAGCAGCAGCAGCAGCAGCAGCAGUCCCCUGGCCAGCAGCGCGGAUCCCGCUCCGGCCGCAGGAAGGGCUCCGACAGCAGCGUGCCAGACGACGACAAGAUCAAGGAGGAGAAGGCGGACAGCGGUGGGAGAGGAGAUUUAUCGAAAAGUAAAAGCAAGCAAAUGGCGAACAAGAGGAGAAAACCCGAGGAGGACGACAAGAAAGUGGGCCUGAAAAGGCUGAAGCCAGACAACGCCUCGGACUUCUCUGAGAGCAGCGACUCCGAGAACUCUAAUAAGCGAGCCGCGGACUCAUCCUCGGAGCAGAACUCGGAGAACGAGUUAAAAGGAAAGAGCACUUCAAAGGCGGGCGAGGCGGAGGAGGAGGAGGAGAAAUCCCAGAGUUCCAAGGCGGGCGAGGAGCCGGCUCGAAUGGAUCGGCUGUCUCCGCGGGAGGAGAUGGAGGGGGAUGAAAAAAGCAGCAGCAGCAGCAGCAGCCAGGCUGAAUUAGCGCAGUCAGCUGACUGUGAGCGGCGGGAGGAGAAGUCUCCGCUGCAGCCGGCCAAGCCGCCCACUCCCUGUGUUCCCGAGGCCCAGGGCUGCAUCGUGGAAAUGAAAAGCACUGUGAAAACACUACCCAAGGACCAUUACGUAAGCGCCGUCACCGCCGCCAGAACCCAGACGCCCAAGUGCGUUAUCGACAUCACGGACGACGGCAGCGCCCGCCCGGGGUCCCGGGAAAGCUCGGAGGCCGUCUCGGCCCUCCUGGCCUCCCAGAAAUCCGAGCUGUACAUCCCCGAGCCCCGGCAUUUAGUGCUUAAACCAUCAGCCUCGGACUGUAGGAAGCUAGAGGCUGAGCAGCAGAUGGCCCGCAGCCUUGGCAGCAAAAUAGAAUUUGCCCAUUCAGAAGUUAUAAGGCCGGUUACAUCUGUCAGCGAAUCUGCCGCUGUGGCCGAAAGAGAAAAAGUGCAGCAGUAUUCCUCCAUCGUCCCUUGCAUUAAGAGCGCCUCCGUCGCCGAGGACGCCAGGAAGUCCCACAAGAUGAGCCCCUCCCCCGAUGUCCUCAAACCCAAAUCCAACCCUUCCCCCGAAAUCCUGAAGCCUAAGUGCAAUCCCUCCCCCGAUAUUAUCAAAUCGAAAACUCACGGUGUCCCGGAGACGACCAAACCCAAACCAAAUACAUCCCCCGAGGUGUCCAAGCAUAAAAUCAGGUAUCAAGACAGCGCGGCGGGCGCCGGGAACCGCGCCGCGUCCAAAGCCGAGCUGGACGCGCCCCGCUCCAGCUUCAAGCCCGUUCCCGCCCGGGGGGCGGCGGCCGAGUCCACCAAGAGCCCCCUCAUCAUCGACAAGAACGAGCAUUUCACCGUUUACAGGGACCCCGCCCUCGUGCGGCCGGAGACGGAGACCAACCACAUCGCCUAUUUGCACCAGCACCUGCACCCGCUCCACGCCUCGUCCCACCCCACCUGCCUCACCCCCAACACCCACCACCCCUCCCACCUGCUGCCCGGCUCGCCUAUCAACGCGCACACGUUGAGCGGGGCCACGCACCCCUCGGUGCACCACCCCCACCUGCUUCCCAGUGUGCUCUCCGGCAUGCCCCCGGCCUCCCUGCUGGGUGGCCACCCCCGCCUGGACUCGGGCCACGCCGGCGGGCUGGGUCACCUGGCCCUGGCCCAUCACCACCCCCACCAACAGCAGCAGUUCCUCCAACAGCAGCCCCCGCCCCCUCUGCUGGCACAGACACACACCAGCGCCUCCUACAACCAGCUGGGGCUCUAUCCCAUCAUCUGGCAGUACCCCAACGGCACCCACACCUACCCGGGACUCGGCCUGCCGUCCUCCAAGUGGGUGCACCCCGAAAACGCCGUCAACUCCGAGGCCAGCUUAAGGAGGAACACCCCCAGCCCCUGGCUCCACCAGCACACCCCCGUGACCUCUGCCGACAGCCUGGGGUUACUGAGCCACGUCCCGGUCAGGCCCGCCAGCGCCGAGCCCCACCGGCCCAUCAAGAUCAGCGCUCACGCCAGCCCUCCCCUCUCCAAGACCGCGGGGGAUCUCCACAGGGAGGAGCUGGAGAAAAAGGCUUUCAUGGAUCCGAUACGGACGAUCACGAGCGCGCACCUGAAGCAGGACCAGGACCGCAGCCGGACCCCGACGGGCAAGGACGGGCACGUGCCCCGCCUCUUCCUGGACCCCCUGUCAGGCCACGGCAAGCAGCAGCGGCCGGCGGCGGACGGCGGCGACAGGGCCAACAAGUACAAGGAGGAGAACCGGCGCAUCCUCCAGGAGAGCAUCGAGGUGGCCCCCUUCACGGCCAAGAUCCGGCCCAGCGAGCCCGAGCGGGACGCGUACCCCCGCAUCCCCUCGCUGCCGGCGCCCGCGCCCAAGGCCCACGGCCUGCACACGGAGAAGGAGCUGGAGCACCCGGCUGCCGAGCUGUACAAACUGAAGCACGCGGCCCCACAGACUCUGCCCCAGAGCACCUACUUCACCACCCUGUCCAACAGCGUGGUGAAUGAGCCGCCGCGGCUCUACCCCUCCAAGGAGCUGAACUCCUACUUCGAGAAGGUGAGCGGCGGCGGCGGCAGCUGCGGCAGCAGCCAGUCGGCGGCCUCCAGCCCCCUGGCGGCAUACGGCAGCAAGCCCUUCUCCAAGCCGCCCCCGCUGAUCAAGCACCAGCCCGAGGGCGAGGGCCUGGUGGGCAAAAUCACCGAGCAGCUCUCCCAGCAAGUGGCCUUGCACCCCGUCGGCGGCUCGGGCGGCGAGCGGAGGAGCCCGGCCAUGUCGCCCUCCAACCCGCUCCGCUGCAUGCCGGCGCUGCACAGGGCCCCCGUCUUUCACCCGCCCACCCAGCAGACGCUGGACCGCAAGGAGGGCGGCUACGGCCGGCUGUCCCCCCCGACGCUCACCCCCAUCCAGCCCGUCAGCUCGGCGGGGAAGGUUUCGGAGCAGCAGAAGCCGCCCACGCUGCUGCCCGAGCUGAGGGAGGUGGGCGGCGCGGGCAAGGGCGGCCCCGAGAUGAGCUCGUCCGAGGCCUGGAAGGCCGGGGACUCGCAGGCCCAUGACAAGCCCGGGUGGCACCCGGAAAAAAGCGGCGCCAAGCCGCAGGCAGCUACGGCGUCCGUCAUCGUGCGCCCUUCCACGUGCAUAAAGUACGACGGCUCUCCAGGCCCCAGGACGGCCGCCAAAGAGCCGGCCGCGGAGAGGCCGUUCGCGGGCAAGAACCAGACGGACUGCCUGAAAGCAGCCGAAGGCAGGGAGCCCGGGAGAGUCAUCCUGCCAAACACCAACUUGGAGGACGCCUGCGCGCAGUACAAGAAGAACUUUAUGAGAGCGGCGCAGGCAGGCGUCCCCGGCGCCGUCGUGGCCCCUGCCAACUCCGUGUGCAAUACCAAGACCGACGUAACCACUUCUGCGGCCCCUGGCGUGCUCAGCCGGGCCGUGGCGGACGCGGCGUACUCCGCGCUGGGGGCAGCGGCAGUAGCGGCGGGCAGUGCUGCCCCCAGAGGGGCGGGGCACCUGGGUGCUGAGCUGUGUCAGGAGGGCAGGUCCCGGACCACCUCCCCCGGCGCCUUCCUGCCGCCCGGAGCGGGGGGCGCGGCGCCGGCCAGCGUGGGCCCGGCCUACUCCGGCAACUUCAUCCACCUGAAAAAGCACAAGGCGGCGCUGGCCGCAGCCCAGUCCAGGAGCUCCGGCACGGCGGAGAGCGAGCCCGGGAGCGCCAAGGCUCCCCCCUGCUCAGCGCCCGCAGCUCAGGACAGCCCCGCGCCCGGCAACGCAAUCAACAAAACGGGCUCUCUGACCAACGGGCAGCCUGCCCAGCUCAGCCAGCCUAACUACCACAAGCUGAAAAAGGCCUGGCUCACCAGGCACUCGGAGGAGGACAGGAACACUAACAAAGCGGAGAAGCUGGGCAGCGCCGUGUCGGAGAUCAUCAAGCCCUGCACCGUUAGCUUAAUCGCCUCCACGUCGAGCGACGUGGAGAUUAGCAAGGAGGGCAAAGGGCAGGAGGACAAGAUGGCGCAGGAGGACAAGAAGACGCGGCGGGGCGCCAAGCGCACAUACGAGUCCGGCUCGGAGAGCGCCGAGGACUCGGACGAGAGCGAGAGCAAGUCGGAGCAGAGGGCCAAGCGCCAGCCCAAGCCCACCUACAAAAAGAAGCAGAACGACAUGCAGAAGAGGAAGGGCGACAACGAGAAGGAGGAGGACGAAGUCAAGCCCAACGGUAUUUUUAGAAGCGCCAGAGAGAAAACCAAGCUCAAGCUGGCCAGCAGCAACGGAAUCCCCCGCUCCGUGCUGAAGGACUGGCGCAAGGUGAAGAAGCUGAAGCAGACCGGCGAGUCCUUCCUCCAGGAUGACUCCUGCUCCGAGAUCGGGCCCAACCUGCAGAAGUGCCGCGAGUGCCGCGUGGUCCGCAGCAAGAAGGGCGAGGAGCCCGCCCACUCGCCCGUCUUCUGCCGCUUCUACUACUUCCGCCGCCUCUCCUACAGCAAGAACGGCGUGAUCAGAAUAGACGGCUUCUCCUCCCCCGAUCAGUAUGACGAGGAGGCCGUCAGCCUGUGGGCCCCGGACAGCUACGAGGACAACGAGCUGGACCUGGAGACCUCCAAGUACAUCCUCAGCUACAUCGGGGACAAGUUCUGUCAGCUCGUCAUGACCGAAAACACCGCGGCGACGUGGAUCAAAAAGGACGCCAAGAUCGCCUGGAAGAGGGCCGUGCGAGGAGUGCGGGAGAUGUGCGACGCAUGCGAAGCCACAUUGUUUAACAUUCACUGGGUCUGCCAAAAAUGCGGAUUCGUAGUUUGUUUGGACUGUUACAAGGCGAAGGAAAGAAAGAGCUCCAAAGACAAAGAGCUGUACGCCUGGCUGAAGUGCGUCAAGGGACAGCCACAUGAUCACAAGCACCUGAUGCCAACGCAGAUUAUUCCAGGAACCGUUCUGACAGAUCUAGUCAAUGCCAUGCACGUGCUCAGAGAGAAGUAUGGCAUCAAAUCCCACUGCGCAUGUACUGGGAAGCAUACAGCUCUGCUCAACAAGAUCCCGUCCACCAACGGAGUCUCCCAGGUGUUGCAGAAUGUGCUGAACCACAGCAACAAGCUGUCCCUGUGCAAGCCGGACGCCCCGCAGCAGAACCCCUCCCAGAAGGUGGAGGCCAACGGCGGCAGCAGCCCCGCCAGCGACACCAGCACCGACAGCAAGCUGACCCCGCCCGAAUCGCAGUCGCCCCUGCACUUCUUGGCCGAUCUCGCCGAGCAGAAAUCCAGGGAGGAAAAGAAAGAAAACAAGGAGUCUCCUCUCGGGAAGGCGGUGAAGGAGGAGAAGGACCACCCGGACAGCCUGGAGAGCCUGCACUGCAAGUCUACCUCCCUGGUGUCCAACAGCACGGAGCAGGGCUCCACGCUGCGCGACCUGCUCACCACCACCGCCGGCAAGCUGCGGCUGGGCUCCACCGACGCCGGCAUCGCCUUCGCCCCCGUCUACUCCACCGCCUCCCAGACCGGGAAGAGCGGCAGGAGCAUGCCCAACAUCCUGGAUGACAUCAUUGCCUCGGUGGUGGAAAACAAGAUCCCGGCCAGCAGGAGCGCCAAGCUGAGCCUCAAGCAGGAAGUGAGCGAGGAGCCCAAGGUGGAGCGCAAAAAGGCCAGCGCCGAGGAGCCCCCGAAGCUCCACGCCGACAUCCCCCACUCCUGGCUGUACGACCGCCGCCUGCUCUGGCUCAAAGACCACCGCAACCCUGGCAACUGGAAGCUCUUCAGGGAGUGCUGGAAGCAGGGGCAGCCAGUUCUUGUGUCCGGGGUACACAAGAAACUGAAUGCCAGUCUGUGGAAGGCAGAAUCUUUUAACCAGGAGUUUGCUGACCACCAAGGAGACCUUCUGAACUGCAAGGAUGGUGUGGUCUCCAACUCUGGCAUCAAGGAAUUCUGGGAUGGCUUUGAAGACCUGACCAAACGGCCCAAAUCGAAAGACGGGGACACCAUGGUGUAUCGGCUGAAGGACUGGCCCUCGGGGGAAGAGUUCAUGGCCCUCAUGCCUUCCAGGUAUGAUGACCUGAUGAAGAACCUCCCUCUCCCGGAGUACUCGGACCCCGAGGGGAACCUCAACCUGGCCUCCCAUCUGCCCACUUUCUUCGUGCGGCCAGACCUCGGUCCGAGGCUGUGCUGUGCCUACGGUGUAGCCGCCUCCCAGGAGCAGGACUUCGGAACGGCUAACCUUCACCUGGAGGUGUCCGACAUCGUCAGCGUCCUCGUCUACGUCGGGGUGGCCAAAGGAAACGGAGUCCUCUCCAAAACAGGUGUGUUGAAGAGACUGGAGGAAGAAGAUCUGGAUGACAGUGUGAAGAAAAGAUUAAAAGACUCCAGCGAGACUCCAGGAGCCUUGUGGCACAUCUACGUGAGCAAAGAUGUGGAUAAAAUUAAAGAGUUCCUGCACAAGGUGGCGAAGGAGCAGGGCGUGGAGGUGCCGGCGGAGCAGGACCCGAUCCGGGAGCCCGGCUGGUACCUGAGCAGGAAGCUGCGGCAGCGGCUGCUGGAGGAGUACGGGGUGCAGGGCUGGACCGUGGUGCAGUUCCUGGGAGACUCCGUCCUCAUCCCCGCGGGGGCCAUGCACCAGGUGCAGAACCUUCACAGCUGUGUUCAAGUGAUUAAUGACUUUGUGUCGCCGGAACAUGUGGUGCACUCAUUUCAUUUAACACAGGAACUGAGAUCCUCCAAAGAAGAAAUUAACUACGAAGAUAAGCUACAGGUCAAGAACAUCUUUUAUCACUGUGUGAAAAACGCAGUGGGAACAUUAAAGAGGUGCUGUACCGAGGAACAGGACGAAACGGAAGAGAACUCAUGACACUUUCCCCUCGUUGUCGCUGAAGGAUGGCUCCUCUCGGCCGUUCUUCAUCAUGUCACACGAAAUAUGCACACUAACCUUAGCAUCAUGAACCUCCAGUGCCAAGCAGACUAAAAAAAAAACUCUAUUUAUUUGUUACUGACACCAUAGCAGUAUAGCCCAGAGCAUCAGGAUAACUGUGAUUCAAUGCAAGUGUAAAGAUAAUCUGCAAGUAACAGCACUGCUGUUCCCUCUAGUGGUUAUUUUUUUUGUUUUGUUUGUUCAGUUUUUUUUUCUUUUCUUUCUUGUAUAUUGUUUCAGUGGAAAAUGAUUAAAAUGAUGUAUUUAUUUUUUAAGAGUUCUAUGCUAUUAUGUGUUAUAGAUCAAAUGUAAAUGUGACUUGUACAGUUUGAUAAAUCGAUUCUGAUACCGUUCACUACAUUGAGACAGUUACUGUGAGAGAGGAUACAGACACCAGCUAUUGCCUGUACUUGGGAAUCUUUGCUGAAUUGCAGUCCUCAUGCCAUAUCUUUUGAAAAUGAACUGCCAAACUAUUGUAAAGUGUAAAGUUAUAUUAUGUAAAGAAACUAAAGGCAAAAUGAA
Megalops cyprinoides (Indo-Pacific tarpon) is the source of this 8614-nucleotide messenger RNA. RefSeq names its product jumonji domain containing 1Cb (gene jmjd1cb). Gene Ontology annotation, molecular function: chromatin DNA binding; histone H3K9 demethylase activity; transcription coregulator activity. The record is from RefSeq and is a predicted model, not a curated record. The transcript has 27 exons. Gene Ontology annotation, cellular component: histone deacetylase complex; chromatin. Gene Ontology annotation, biological process: regulation of transcription by RNA polymerase II. Bases 185 to 8032 code for a protein of 2615 amino acids. NCBI's taxonomy places the organism in Eukaryota, Metazoa, Chordata, Actinopteri, Elopiformes, Megalopidae.